AUGACGCCCACGCCCACGCCAGCUGCCCCCAAUACGAGUACUAGUACUACUCCUACUGGUAAUUAUAAUAGUACCAGCGCCAAUCGCCACGGCCACGUCCCGCGCAAACGCACCCGCACGGGCUGCUUGAAUUGCAGUCGUCGACGACGGAAAUGUGACGAAGUAAAGCCCACCUGUACGGGAUGCAAGCGCCGCGGCGACAAAUGCCAGUGGCGCAUGCUGGGGUCGUUUCGGGAUGCCAAUCUGAAGGUCUUGGGGCCGGAGCAUCCGUCCAUGAAACAGGGUGGGAAUGCGGGUGGUGGUCCUGGGGCGGGGAAUGGGGGGAGGGGGGCGAGGCAGAGUAAAUUCAAGAUCUUGAACGUGGUCCCUUCGGCAUCCUCGUCGGCAUCCCGACGGACGAGGAAGCAUGACGGCUCCAGCUUGGCCUCAGGGUCGGGUCAGCUUCAGGCUGAAAAGAGGGCUGUGAAUGCAAGUCCACCGUUGGUGUCGCCACGUGUAGAAACCCCAGCCCCGGCUCCGGCUCCGGUUCAGUCUCACGUCCAGGGCCCGAUACACCAUGCACCAGUGCAAAAGCAGAUGCAUUCACCGCUGCCACACCCUCACCCACAUCCCGAUUUCAACUGCCCCAGUCAAGCAUCUUCGCCGUCUCUCUCCAGCGGCAUCUCAUACCACCACCCAUCAUCACUCCGACCUUUCGACCCUCACUCGCCAUCCGACACCAUUCCACUCGACGACGCUUCGGCACCCGCCACCCAACACCAGCCCUAUCUUCAUUCGAGUCCCGAAUACGUCGUCGACGAACUCGCCGCCCUCCGUCACCUUCCACCCGGCGCGGCAGGUCACUCGUUCGCGGCCUCCUCAGGCCCGGACGCCUAUCCGACCAUCGCGUCGCCUCUCUUCGACCACAGCGUCUUCUCAGACCCGGCGAAUUUCACCAACGAUGUUUUUCUGCCUGGCUCGGCGUACGAGGCGCUGCAUACCGCCCUCCGCAAUCGCCAGCUGUGGACAGCUCGACCGGAUAUCCCGAGUCGGGGCGGCUCGCCGGACGGGUUCGGCGGUGUGGCUGCGUCCGCGGACCAGAUGAUGGAUAAUGUGCGUUCUGGUCCGGGUCAUGGUCCUGGCCGAUACUUUGCGUUGUCGCCGGAGAGAGAGAACGUGUUGUGGCAGAAUUAUCUAAAUGAGAUUUGUCUGUGGUCCCUCUGCAAGACAACAGACAACCAGCUAACACCAACAAUGAAAUCAAACGAACAGCUCGACAUGUUCGACAACCACCGCCACUUCGCAUCCACAUUCCCACAAAUGGCCAAAUCAGCCACCCAUCUGCGCUACUCCAUCCUCGCCCUCUCCGCGCGACAGAUCGAACGCAAACAGAACGAGAAAUCCCAGUCCGAAAGCCUCUCGCUGUAUCAGGAAGCCAUUCACUUGCUGCUCCCGGAGCUGGAAAGUAAAUCGACGCCGGUGAUCGCGUCGUGUGUCAUUCUUUGCGUAUUGGAGAUGUUGAGUUGCAACCCCAAAGAGUGGCGACGACAUCUAGACGGCUGCGCGUAUCUCAUCCAAGCGGCCGAGAUUAACGGUUUCUCGGGGAAAGAAGAACAGGCUCUGUUUUGGUGUUUUGCGAGAAUGGACGUCUGCGGCGGCCUCAUCUCCGAAGAAGAAACCAUCAUCCCCAUGACACACUGGAUCCCGAAGGGUAUGGACUCCCGGGAAGCCAGCGCUCUAUUUCUUUCAUCGUCAGAUGUCUGCACGUUCGACACGUACGCGAACUACACCGUCUAUUUAUGCGCGCAGACGCUUGGGGUACUAUUUGGCCCGACGUCAUCGUCGACGAGUACAUCCACGACUGCGGCGUCAUCUGCGUCUUGUAUCUCGUGUCAGUAUCUAGGCGGUAGUCCGCGGGACGAUGGGGAGUCAUCGUCGUCGUAUCCGGUGCGAUGGAAGAGGCUGUUUGAUUGCGUGGAGGAGUGGUAUGAGAAGAGGCCUUGUCAGAUGAAGAGUAUUUUUAAUGUCGCGGCGGGGGGGACGUUAGGAGGUGGUGCUGGUGGUUGGGGGAGAGGGGGGGGAGAGAGGGAGAGGCCCUUUCCGACGGUGUUGUAUGGGAAUGGGUCGGCUAUCUCUGGAAACCAGCUGUACCAUGUGUGUGCGCUGCUCUUGUUACAACGGAAGCCGAAGACGUUGGCGUUGGCGAAGAGGCCGAAAUCCCCCCUCUGGCACGCCCGCCAAAUCUGCGCCAUCUCAGCGUCAAAUACACACCAUGGCUGCUGGACAAACGCCCUCCAACCCCUCUGGGUAGCCGGAAAAGCCAUGUCCCAUCACUCCGAGCACGCCGCGAUCGUAGAGACCUUGACGCGCAUCGAGCGCGAAACAGGAUGGGCGACGGCGUGGCGAGUAGAAGACCUAAAGGAGUUUUGGGGUGAUGAUGAAGUUGACGGGGAUUGGGAGUUUGGUGGGGGGGAAUAA
Messenger RNA from Aspergillus affinis, 2457 nucleotides. Its product is annotated as Zn(II)2Cys6 transcription factor. Gene Ontology annotation, cellular component: nucleus. The transcript is spliced from 9 exons. The coding region runs from base 1 to 2457 and encodes 818 amino acids. The record is from RefSeq and is a predicted model, not a curated record. Gene Ontology annotation, biological process: positive regulation of transcription by RNA polymerase II. NCBI's taxonomy places the organism in Eukaryota, Fungi, Ascomycota, Eurotiomycetes, Eurotiales, Aspergillaceae. Gene Ontology annotation, molecular function: zinc ion binding; DNA-binding transcription factor activity, RNA polymerase II-specific; transcription cis-regulatory region binding.